AUGUCGUCUUCUUCUUCGUCUCACGUACAUGUAUGCCAUGUUUGGGCUGCAAACCUGGAGGAGGAGUUUCGUCACAUCGACAAGUGUCUGCAUCCCAAUUGCCGCCAGUUCACCUUCGUUUCGAUGGACACCGAAUUUCCGGGGACAAUUUACAAUCCCGAAGGGGUACGGGAAUCUACCCCGUUCGGCGGAACCGGUCUGGAGCAAAUUUGGGAAUUCAACUUUCAGUUUGAUUCCGCCGUCGACCCCCAUAACAAGGAAUCCGUAUCCCUACUCGAAAAACAAGGGAUCGAUUUGUCACGGAACAAGAAAUACGGGAUCGACCCUCGCGAGUUCGCCAUGCAGUUCAAGUGCUCGGAGCUAGGGCGGCGGUCGUAUUAUGGCAGGGUGGUUUGGAUCACCUUCCACGGGCUGUACGAUUUCGCGUACUUGACAAAGAUUCUGAAUGGCGGGGAAUUGUUGCCGGAUGAUUUAGAUGAGUUUAUGAGGCACGUGUGGAAGUAUUUCAAAGGGAAUGUGUACGAUUUGAAGAGCAUGAUUCCGUUCGUCGGACUUCACGGGGGUUUGGAAAAGGUAGCUCGGAGUUUGAACGUGAAGAGGGUCGUCGGAAAAAGACACCAGGCAGGCUCCGAUAGCUUGCUGACGAUGCAUGCGUUUUUUGGGUUGAUGAGGAGUUGUUUGGAGAAGGGGGGUUGUGACCCCCGCGGUGUGAACUUGAUGGUCGCUGGAAGAACCGGUUUGGAGAUGAUGCAGACAUUAUUCGGGUUGUUCGGGUUGAUGAAGAGGAAUAGCUGCUCCGGUUCGGACGGGUUGCUGAUGAUGCAGACGUUAUUCGGGUUGGAUGCUCGUCCCGUCUUUUGA
This is a messenger RNA of Erythranthe guttata (spotted monkey flower), 861 nucleotides long. The record is from RefSeq and is a predicted model, not a curated record. NCBI's taxonomy places the organism in Eukaryota, Viridiplantae, Streptophyta, Magnoliopsida, Lamiales, Phrymaceae.